AUGGAGAUAGGCGGACAUGGGCAGGACACAUAUUGCGGUAACAUAUCUCCAUAUUAUACGAGUGAACGGACGUGCAUAAUAUCCCGUAUGAUACGGGCCAGCGGACCAUGGGCCGAAGGUAGAUAUAUCCUCGACUGUGAUGGAUGGGCUGGGAGUGUUAUUAUUCCCGAUGGAGACGGGUUGGCCCAGACGGGUGGGCCGACGUAUUGGUAUUAUUUUGUAGACGAGUGGGCCGAGGGAGCGGUGAAAGAUUUAUUAUAUACGGGUGGGCCAAUGGUAGACAUAUAUUGCAUAGACGGGUAG
Suillus subalutaceus is the source of this 303-nucleotide messenger RNA. RefSeq lists its product as uncharacterized. The coding region runs from base 1 to 303 and encodes 100 amino acids. The transcript has 2 exons. NCBI's taxonomy places the organism in Eukaryota, Fungi, Basidiomycota, Agaricomycetes, Boletales, Suillaceae. The record is from RefSeq and is a predicted model, not a curated record.